AGUUUCAUUUGCAUUCAAAGAACAAUAUCUUUUCUAUUGAAAUACAUUUAUCUUAGAAAGAGUAGUUGUGUUGUGUCACAGUGUUGGUGAAAAAAUAAUAAAAAACAGUUUGAUAUGGCAACUCGUAGGUAUGCUUUUGGAAGAGCUGAUGAGGCUACACAUCCAGAUUCUAUUAGAGCUACCAUAGCUGAAUUUGCUUCUACUUUCAUCUUUGUCUUUGCUGGAGAAGGCUCUGGCCUUGCUUUGGUUAAGAUUUACCAAGAUUCAGCAUUCUCAGCUGGUGAACUGUUGGCAGUUGCACUUGCACAUGCAUUUGCUCUAUUUGCUGCUGUGUCUUCUAGCAUGCAUGUAUCUGGUGGCCAUGUCAACCCAGCAGUGACAUUUGGUGCUCUCGUAGGUGGCAGAAUCUCUGUGCUUCGUGCUGUCUACUAUUGGAUUGCUCAACUUCUUGGUGCUAUUGUGGCUGCUCUCUUGCUUAGGCUUGUCACUAAUAAUAUGAGACCAGCAGGGUUUCAUGUGGGACAUGGUAUAGGAGCAGGGCAUGGACUUAUACUUGAGAUUAUCAUGACAUUUGGGCUAAUGUACACAGUAUAUGCAACAGCAAUUGAUCCCAAAAGAGGUACUAAUGGUGCCCUUGCACCUUUGGCAAUUGGACUUAUUGUUGGUGCAAAUAUCCUUGUUGGUGGACCAUUUGAUGGUGCAUGCAUGAACCCUGCUCUUGCUUUUGGUCCUUCUUUGGUGGGUUGGAGAUGGCAUUACCACUGGAUCUUCUGGGUUGGUCCAUUCAUUGGUGCAGCAUUGGCAGCACUGAUAUAUGAAUAUAUUGUGAUCCCAACUGAGCCACCUCAUGCACACCAGCCUCUGGCUCCUGAAGAUUACUAGUUAAUUACUUUUGUCUGUCAAUGUGUGUGUUAUUAGUUUCUUUUGUUGUUCAUUAAUAUAUAAGGGUAUGUUUGUUUUGUUGUAUCAUUUUGUUUGUAACGCUUUUCUGGUUUUGUUUUCAUUGAGCUACUGCCUAUAUGCAUUUUUAAUUUUCAACUGUUUUUGAGCUUAUGUGUAGCUGUGUUGUAUUAUGUGAUGCAAAUAUUGAAUAAAAUGAGAUAACUGGAAAUAUAUU
Trifolium pratense (red clover) is the source of this 1117-nucleotide messenger RNA. Its product is annotated as probable aquaporin TIP-type alpha. The coding region runs from base 115 to 882 and encodes 255 amino acids. Gene Ontology annotation, cellular component: membrane. Lineage: Eukaryota; Viridiplantae; Streptophyta; Magnoliopsida; Fabales; Fabaceae. Gene Ontology annotation, molecular function: water channel activity. The transcript has 3 exons. Gene Ontology annotation, biological process: transmembrane transport; water transport. The record is from RefSeq and is a predicted model, not a curated record.